AUGGACACCGUCACACGGGAUAUCCAACGUCCAGCGCCCUACACACUGCUUUAUGCAGAUGAUGUUUUCGUAGCAUCUGAUAGCAAAAAUGAUCUCGAGCAACUUGUUCAAAAAUGGAAUGAUCGCCUCAUACAACACGGUCUCAGAUUGAAUUUAAACAAAACUGAAUUUUUGAUGACCGAUCCCCAUGAAACAGGCACAAUCACUGUCAGCGGCAGUGAUCUGCCCAGAACUGAGCGAUUUAAAUACCUCGGGUCAACGCUAUCAGCCAAUGGAGAGCUGCGUUAUGAAAUUGCUUCACGCAUUAACGCAACCUGGAUGAAGUGGCGUUCCACAACUGGUGUCCUUUGUGAUCGACAUAUCAACGAACGUCUCAAAUCUAAAAUUUACAGCAAUGUCGUCCGUCCAGUCGCUCUCUAUGGUUCAGAGUGUUGGCCGACCAUAAAAGACAAUGAACGACGUCUUGCGGUAAUGGAGACGAAGAUGCUACGUUGGACUAGUGGCGUCACACGUUUAGAUCACGUCCGAAAUGAGGAUAUCCGCGAUCGUUAUGGGGUUGCACCGAUCGUGGAAAAGUUGCGAGAGAGGCGUCUUCGAUGGUAUGGUCACGCAAUUCGUGCAAACGAGAAUUCACUUGCAAAGAUUGGUCUGAACAUCGAAGUCGAUGGUAAACGACCAAAAGGCAGACCUAAGCAACGGUGGCUUGAUACGCUGGAUGGGGAUUUGAAAGCCUCGAGAUUGCACGCAGAUCAGGCAUUCGAUAGAGAAUAA
Messenger RNA from Hermetia illucens (black soldier fly), 771 nucleotides. RefSeq lists its product as uncharacterized. Lineage: Eukaryota; Metazoa; Arthropoda; Insecta; Diptera; Stratiomyidae. The coding region runs from base 1 to 771 and encodes 256 amino acids. The record is from RefSeq and is a predicted model, not a curated record. The transcript has a single exon.